This is a messenger RNA of Lindgomyces ingoldianus, 2048 nucleotides long. RefSeq names its product calreticulin precursor. The record is from RefSeq and is a predicted model, not a curated record. NCBI's taxonomy places the organism in Eukaryota, Fungi, Ascomycota, Dothideomycetes, Pleosporales, Lindgomycetaceae. The transcript has 5 exons. Bases 115 to 1845 code for a protein of 576 amino acids. Gene Ontology annotation, cellular component: endoplasmic reticulum membrane; endoplasmic reticulum. Gene Ontology annotation, biological process: protein folding. Gene Ontology annotation, molecular function: calcium ion binding.
GUUUAAAUCCUCCAAUUGCCCACCCCGUCUCCUCAACACCCUCUCCUUUGCUUUCCCACCAUCUCAACAAAGUCCUCUGAUCUCCAAGCAAGACAGCAGGCAGCUCCACCCACGAUGCGUUUCGCUUUCGGAGCUACAGCGCUCCUUGCUGCUGCCGUGGUUCGUGCCGACGCUGCAGACGACCUCGAGGACGCCUCCUCGUCCGUCUCGUCUGCUGUCGAGUCCUCUACAUCGUCAUCAGUUGUGAAGCCAACCUUCACCCCCACCACGCUGAAAGCGCCUUUCCUCGAGCAAUUCACCGAUGAUUGGGAAUCAAGGUGGAAAGCUUCACAUGCGAAGAAGGACGAUAAGUCCACUGAGGAAGAAUGGGCAUACGUCGGCACUUGGUCUGUUGAGGAGCCUUCCGUCUUCAAGGGGAUGGAGGGGGACAAGGGUCUGGUGAUCAAGGAUAAAGCGGCCCACCACGCCAUCUCGGCCAAAUUCCCCAAAGUCAUCAACAACAAGGGUAAGACUUUGGUGGUGCAGUAUGAAGUCAAGCUUCAAAAUGGCUUGGAGUGCGGCGGUGCUUAUAUGAAGCUCCUCCAGGACAACAAGGCUCUUCAUGCCGAGGAGUUUUCAAACGCGUCUCCGUACAUCAUCAUGUUUGGUCCUGACAAAUGUGGUGCUACUAACAAGGUCCACUUUAUUUUUCGCCACAAGAACCCCAAGACAGGCGAGUACGAGGAGAAGCACCUCAAGAACCCUCCAAUGGCGCGUAUCGUCAAGACGACAUCUCUCUACACCUUGAUUGUGAAGCCAGACAACUCUUUCGAGAUCAAGAUCGACGGCGAGUCCAUUCGCAAUGGCACUCUGCUUGAGGACUUCAGCCCAUCCGUCAACCCUGAGAAAGAGAUUGACGACCCCAAGGACAAGAAGCCCGAGGACUGGGUCGACGAGGCCCGUAUCCCCGACCCAGAAGCCAAGAAACCCGAGGAUUGGGACGAGGAUGCUCCGUUCGAGAUUGUCGAUGAGGAGGCCAAGAAGCCGGAGGACUGGCUCGACGACGAACCUACCACGAUCCCUGACCCAGAGGCCGAGAAGCCUGAGGAUUGGGACGACGAGGAGGAUGGCGACUGGGUUCCCCCAACAGUGCCAAACCCUAAGUGUGACGAGGCCUCUGGCUGCGGCAAGUGGGAACCACCGAUGAAGAAGAACCCUGAGUACAAGGGCAAGUGGACCGCAGAGUAUAUCGACAACCCGGCAUACAAAGGCACCUGGGCACCAAGGAAGAUCAAGAACCCUGACUAUUUUGAGGACAAGACCCCGGCCAAGUUUGAGCCCAUGGGUGCCAUUGGAUUCGAGAUCUGGACCAUGCAAAACGACAUCCUCUUUGACAACAUCUACAUUGGUCACUCCAUUGAGGAUGCCGAAAAGCUCAAGGCAGAUACAUUUGAUCUUAAGAUCGUUGCGGAAAAGGCUGAAGAGGAAGCCACUGCUCCAAAGCCAGUUGAACCUCCGAAGUCGCCUUCGGAUCUCGUCUUCAAGGACGACCCAGUCCUCUACAUUAAGGAGAAAGUCAAUUUGUUCUUGACUAUUGCCAGGAGGGAUCCAGUCGAGGCCAUCAAAUUCGUCCCUGAGGUUGCUGGGGGUAUUGGAGUCCUCGCUGUCACACUCAUUGCUAUUGUUGUCUCCACUCUCAUUAGCGGUGGUGCUGCUCCUUCCAAGGAGCAGGUCAAAGAUGCAGCAAAGAAAUCAAAGGAUGCUGCUGUCGACGCGAAGGACAAGGCAGCGGAGGCUGUCUCCAGCGGCGCCGAGAAGGCACAGUCAGAGGUCAACAAGCGCACUACACGCUCCACUGCUUCGUAAAUGUAGUGCAGAGAGGGCGAUGAAAUAGUGAUAGAUCGGUAGAAGUCGGUCGAAAAGGGCUCCCAUGGAAUCUUAGCACGGAGGAGCACCCAUAUCUUUGGAUUCCAGGUAUAACCAAAUAUUUUUCUCGAGGGUGUACGGCGCCAUGACAGUGUACCAUAGCUCUCUUCAAGAAUGAAUUUACGGUUCUCGUAAUGACCAAA